This is a messenger RNA of Anguilla anguilla (European eel), 1208 nucleotides long. RefSeq names its product desmin-like. Bases 12 to 1130 code for a protein of 372 amino acids. NCBI's taxonomy places the organism in Eukaryota, Metazoa, Chordata, Actinopteri, Anguilliformes, Anguillidae. Gene Ontology annotation, cellular component: cell-cell junction; sarcolemma; Z disc. Gene Ontology annotation, biological process: skeletal muscle organ development. The transcript has 10 exons. The record is from RefSeq and is a predicted model, not a curated record.
ACCCCGCCGCCAUGCUGAGAGUAUCGUCAUACCGCCGGCUGUUUGAGGACGAACCGUGGGGCAGCCAACAGUCUGGAGGGCUGUACCUCUCCUCCGCGAGAGGUGGGACCACAGAGUUCCAAUGGCAGGAGCCUGAUUUUAAAGCAGCCCAUGCUCUGAACAGAGAGAGCAUGUCUCGAUUUAAGAAGGAACGUGUCCUGAUUGCUGAACUCAAUGACCGACUGGCCCUGUUGAUUGAAACGGCCCGUUGUCUGGAGGAAGACAAUGAGUCUCUGGAGGCCCAGAUCCUGGAGUUGGAGGAAAGAUUGAGCAGCCAGGACACUGACAGCUCCACUGGGGUGCCUGAAUGUGGCCUGGAGCUGGUGGUGGAGCGACUGCGCAGAGAGAAGGAACAGAUCCUGUGUGACGUCGCAAAGUUGAAGGGAGAGCUGGACCUUCUGCAGGUGGAGCAUGCCGAGGCAGUCAAGCAGAGGUCACUGAUCUACCUGGAGAGGGAGGACGUUGCCCUGGAUGUUGAUGUAGUGACCGCUGAUUGCCUGGCCCUGAAGGACCAAGUGGCCAUCUACGAAGAACAGCUGGCCAUGAUGCGGGUGGAGUAUGAGUCGAGGGUUGAGAAAAUUUCCGAACCUGCUGCUGCUGUUCCCAUGGUAACCUUGGAGUUCUCCAGCCCUGAUGUCACCCCUGCCAUCUUGGACAUCAAGGAAUAUUUCAGCCAGCUGGCUGAAAGCUUGCAGUUUCAGUCUAAGGCAGCGGCCAGCAUCGCUGUGGGCGAGCAGGGCGAGGGGGAGAAGGCCAAACUCUCUGGAACAGGAGUGACAGAUGCGUCCAAGGUUGACGAGCUGAAGAUGCAGAUUGCUGAGCUGCAGAAAGAGCUAGCAGACCUGGAGAGAUACGGAGAGGAACUGGAUGACAAAAUCUUACAGAGGAGAGCUGCUUACCUGGAGGAGGUUGAGGAACUGGAGAGCUGCUUGGCUGAGCUGGAGGCUGCCCAGGCCCAGCUGGAGGCACAGAUGAGGGAUGAGUGCGGAGACUAUCAGGACCUGCUGACUGAGAAGAUGGCCCGGGAUAUGGAGAUAGUCUACUACAGGGGAUUGGUCGAAGUGGAAGAAGAGCGGUUGCACUUUCUGUAGCGGGAGAUGAGGUCAGCUGCAGCAGGAGGAGAACGUAUGUGAGCAACUAACACACUCCCUAGAGCAACCUUGGUAAAA